Messenger RNA from Rhododendron vialii, 1110 nucleotides. RefSeq lists its product as uncharacterized. The transcript has a single exon. The record is from RefSeq and is a predicted model, not a curated record. Bases 74 to 805 code for a protein of 243 amino acids. Lineage: Eukaryota; Viridiplantae; Streptophyta; Magnoliopsida; Ericales; Ericaceae.
UUUAUACCUCCUCGCAACGGUCACCAAUUCAUCUCUCUUCAAGUCUUCUUGGUCAUCCAUCCAACAGAGGCAAAUGCACAAAACCCUCCAUUUAGAAUCCGAUUUUCUUGUUUCAUUCAGUUCAAAUGGUAAAGUCUUCAUUCCUCUUUACAACACCUUCUCUCCCAUCAAACCCUCUUUUUCACCCUUACCCUCCAAAAUCCCUAUCCGCAACUCUGCUCUUUCAUUCUCAAUUCGCAACCAAAUCCAGAUCCCAGACCUCAUCACAUGUGCAAGAAACAGAAAAAGGAGAAUUGUGUACCGAAGACCAACGAAAUGGGUACUAAAAUCCCUCUGUUUCGUUGCGUCCAAUCUCAACAUCUUACCCGAGCCCUUGGCGUUGGCGAUUAGUGAGUUCGCCGGAGGAAGCGGAGGGGGAAUUGGGUUUCCGAGGGGUUUCGGAGCGGGAGGGUUUGAUGGGUGGUGGAGGAGGAAGGGGAGGAGCAAGUUAGGGUUUCUUGGGUUUGUGAUGGUUUGUGGUAUUGGAAUGUGGUUGAUUUUGGGGAAAGAUUUUGAUAGCUUUGCGUUUCUGAGAGUAUUGGCAUUGUCUUUGUUCGGGGUUUCGAUUAGAGGGUGGAGAAGAGGGUUUAAAGAUUGGGUUUUAGGGUUUUGUUUUUGUGCUUCUUUGGUGGGUUUGGGGUUUAGAAGAGAGAGAUUACACAGUUUUUUUCAUAUCAAGAAACUGAAUGGUUUUCUUGAUCUCCAGAAAUUGCAGAGUUUGGUUAAGGAUUUUGGAGCAGUGGAGACUCUCGGAAGAAGGAAAUGAAGAAGAGCAAUAUAGGGGAAGUUCAAUACAGUAAAAAGGUUUCAUUGAUUUCUUGCUUUCUAAAUUUUUUCCAUUUUGUUUUCUUUUAUUGCAACAAUAUGAUGCAGUUGAAAAAAACUAGAUUUCAUAGGUUCUGAUUGUGGUAGACUGGUAAAUUUGUUCAUCCUUUUUGCAUUGAAUCUAUAUGAAUUUGUUACAAUCAUGUCUUGGAAGCCGGCAUCAGAGUACACGGUUUCGCUUUCGUAUCCGAGUUAUGAUCUGAUCUUUGAAUGUCAUUCUCCAAUUCUGUCAAUUUGUGCAUUGUC